CUAGCAACUAGCGUUUGUUGUUAAACAAACCUUCGAGCUCCUGUUAGCUCAGUAGCUAACGUUAGCCAGGUGCACUUUAGUUAAAUCCUUCGACGGUUUUUAGACCUUCAAAAUGUCCGAGGUCGUGCAUCCACCAGAAAGCGUCUACAACCUUAUUCCCAGGGAAGAGGUCCAUACUCAAAAACCACCGAGGUAUAUGUCCAAGCAUAGGCCAACAGUUGUUCUUGAGAAAAAGUCAACCAAGGAUGCAAUGAGGACGAUGGGACCAGCAAAAGUAGAGGCGCCGUCCCCAGACAAAUACCUCAAGAAGCACUCAAAAGAGCCCAAAUUACCCGAAAUGACACAGUGUUUGAAAGAGUUUCGUACCACCUGCACUGUGAAGAAACCACCUGUUCCUGCGAGGACAGACAUCCCACCUAUGGGCAUUCACACCAAGAGAGACUUCAUAAAGACAGCUACUGCAGUCCCAAUGAAGCCCCAGCCUGUCUGUGUAGACACCAGCAAGGGACACAAGCAGCUCCUUGAGAAUUCAGGACUUCUCCCCAAGUACAUUAAAAAAAAGCAUUAUGGAGAAGUACCUGACUACCUGCUGCAGCGCAAUGAAGAAGAGCAGAGAGCUCAGGAGGAGUAUGACAACUUUGUGAGAGAACAGCGGGAGAAGGGAGCCAUGAAACACCUGUCUGACGAGGAGCGACAAACCAUCCUGGAGGGCCUGAAGAAGAACUGGGAUCAGCUGCACCGGGAGUACCAGGGCCUCUCACUCGUCACAGACACCAUUUCGAAGAAGUUCCACAAGGAGCGUCUCGAGGUGGCGAUGAAGCAGCUGGAGAGCGACAUCGGCCACUUUGAGAGAUUCAAGACCAUCUACAUACCCACUAACUAGGACAUAAAAAAAACUCUUACCUAAUCAGAUGUACUGUACUGUAUGUCUUCAGACCAUGACCCUUACUUUAAAUAUCACAUGGGCUUGAGUAAAAUAAGUAUGUGAAUUCAUACAAAAUCUAAUGGCAGUAGUUGAGAUAUUUCACUGUGGACUAAUGCUGUUAUUAGGUCUACCACUAGUAGUGCACAAAAUGCUUUCGAAGUGAUGUACUCUCUCUAAAAUAUUAUGUAAUUUUAAAGGAAAAUUUGGAAUGUAAGGGUUUUUUGAGUAGAGCCUCUGCCUUUUAGAGAUAUUCACUUUUUGCCCCAGAUAAUGACAAACAAUUACUUCUUUUUAUUCCUCCCUUGCUUUUUUAUCAUUUCAUCUUCCUCUCUUGUGGCCCUGUGCAGGCUCUAAGAGUAUCCUUUAAAAUCAAUUUCACACUGACUCAAUAAAAGUUACCGCAGCAAAACUGAA
Dicentrarchus labrax (European seabass) is the source of this 1339-nucleotide messenger RNA. It is a transcript of the gene enkur, whose product is annotated as enkurin, TRPC channel interacting protein. Bases 113 to 883 code for a protein of 256 amino acids. The record is from RefSeq and is a predicted model, not a curated record. Gene Ontology annotation, cellular component: acrosomal vesicle. Gene Ontology annotation, molecular function: calmodulin binding. The transcript is spliced from 5 exons. Lineage: Eukaryota; Metazoa; Chordata; Actinopteri; Moronidae.